This is a messenger RNA of Prinia subflava (tawny-flanked prinia), 4732 nucleotides long. It is a transcript of the gene APLN, whose product is annotated as apelin. The transcript is spliced from 2 exons. The record is from RefSeq and is a predicted model, not a curated record. Gene Ontology annotation, molecular function: hormone activity; apelin receptor binding. Bases 182 to 469 code for a protein of 95 amino acids. Lineage: Eukaryota; Metazoa; Chordata; Aves; Passeriformes; Cisticolidae. Gene Ontology annotation, biological process: signal transduction.
AGGGAUGCGGGGACCAACGCUGGAUGAAGGGCUGGCACAGAGAAGGGGGUGAUUGCGGGGAGGGCUGGGGCCAAAGGCAGAGGCUGAGCAGGAGGUUGGCGGCUGUGGCCGCACGAGGUGGCCAUGGCCAUGCUUGGCGCAGGUGGCUGGGCUGCACUGGCACAGGGAGCACUUGGCAGUGAUGGCUCUUGCUGGGGACAGUCCAGGAAACUGGCCGGCCCAGGGCCAGGCAGACCCAUGGUACUCUUGUCCCUGUCCUGUGUGGGGGAACACAUGGCUAACGCUGUUCCUGAUCUCCUCAGGGCCGCUGGGGAAGGUGCCGGAUGGGAAGGAUGCCCAGGAUGGCCUCACCCGCAGGCUGGUACGGCCGCGGGGUGCACGGCAUGGGACCGGCCAGCGCCCCACGGGCUGGCGGAGGUACCGGCGGCCCCGGCCCCGGCUCUCCCACAAGGGCCCCAUGCCAUUCUGAGUCAGGGCUGCCACCAGCCUUCCAUGGACACGGCUUCCAUCGCUCGCGUGUGCUCACCUUCUCUGCUCAUCCUCCGGCCCUGAGCCUGGGGUCACCCCCGUAAGCCCUUGGCUGGCCCCUUCUUCUCCCUGUGGCUGCCUCUGGUGGCCCCACUGCUGUGUCUGGCACUGUGGGUGCAUUCUGCCCCUCCUCACUGCCUCACAGGGCUGGCUCAACAGGGGUUGCCUGCAGAGGGGCCAGGGUUGCCACAAUGCCCUGUCCUGGUGGGCACGGGGCUGGCUCGGGCAUCGGCUUGCUGGGACUACAGCCUUUGCGCAAAGCACUUUGUCAGGCAGAGCAGCUUCUCCUCAGGGGUCUGUGAGCUUCCUCUGGGUCCUGCCCCAGCCCUGUCACCCCCACACCAGGGGGGAGCACACAGCUUGUCCUGGAUCUAUUUAUUCCCAUGGUGCUCAUCCCACACCCUGGGUGAGCUGCCCUCCCUUUCCUACAGGCAGGCCCACCUAGUGGUGGUGUGGGACACCCACCCAGGACACACUGUGGGGCCCUGGGCCCCUCUGCUUCACGCCAUGGGACAGCAGGAAUGGGAGUGCCUCUGGGGUCUCUGUCAAGCUCUGCCAUAUACCAAAGGAGGGGCCCUGGCUCUGAGCUGGGCUCUACUGAUUGUCUCCUGUGUCUGUAAAGAUUUAUUCCAUGUAAAUACAUCUUUAUAAUAAAGAGUUAUGAUUAUUAACUUGGUAGAUGCUGAUUUCUGGAAGGGCCGUUAGGGGUUGCUCUCCUGCUGAUGGGGAGGGAUCUCAGGUCCCUCUGCUCCCUCGUGGGGCUCUCUACAGGCACCGGGGGUCAUGGCUGGGGCCAUGACAGGCCCUUCCCCAGCUGGCAGAGGAGGUGCUCAGCAAGGAGUGAAGCCAUGUGCUGAGCCUGUGGAAUUGGCAAGGAGGGUAGGAAAGCACAGGUCAGAAAGGCUGGGAGAUGGAGGAGGGAAUGCUGGAAGGGCACAAGGAUGCUGGUCCUCCUGGGUAUCCCUGUCCCUUUUGUUCAGUCACUGCCAUCCCUAGCAUCCCUGUUUCUGGUGUCCCUGUCCAUCGAAUCCCUGGCAUUCCUUCCCUACAUGUCCCCAUCCUUGCAUUCCCCAUCUUGGUGUCCCCACCCCAUGUGGCUGGGUGUAAGCAGGACCCAUGUGGAGGGCAGAGGGGUCAAGGCUCAGGGGACUGAGGGGACUGUAGGACCCUGCAGGUGGAGAGGAGGGGCUGAGCCCUGUAAAGCGAUGGGACCCCAUGGGAUAGGACACCCCCAGCCGUGGCUGGAACACCGAGAGAGGUGGUGCCCAUGCGGGGCCUCCAAACUCUUCACUGUUUGCAGGGGGCUGCCCACGAGCGACAUCCCGGGUGCGGGGCUGUGGGCAGGGGUCAGCAGUGCCGGCGGGGAGCGGGUUAAGGGGCUGUGGAGGAGCGGAAGGGCUGCAGCUGCGGGCUGGGAGCGGGGCUGGGGAAGCGCCGGGACCCAGCUGGCCUGCAUUAGCUCAUCCGCCGGGACCGGGAGGGAUGCGCUGCCCGGCCGCGCGCCAGCGCUCCGGCCACGCCGCCACCGCGCCCGCCGCACGGCCCGCGAACCCCGCCACCCGCGGGGCACUGCGAGCCACGUCCCCCUGCCAGCUGCCCUGAGAGACCCUGCCACCCCCACCCGGCUUCACGGCCGUCCCAGGAAUCACUGCCGGUGCCCCCAUGAUGGUGUGGGUGGAUGGGCAAGGGUUGCCCGCUCACUGACCAGUCCUGUCCUGGUCCUCAUGCCCAGUUUUCCAGACCCAGCAGCCUUCCAGAGCUGGAGUGGGGCAGAACAUGGUGCUCCAGCCACAGCCCCCUCCAGCUGCAUCCAGCUCCCGCUCUGGGAUGUUGGGGGUGGGGGGUGUUAUUGUUCCUCUAUUGCCGGCCUACAGCGCUCCUGCUACUGGUUUGAACUGGGAGGGCUCUCCCUCUGCACUUCACACCACCCUUCAAUGCCCGUGGUCUGCCUCCUCAGCUGCAGCGGCAGCCACGUGGCCCAAGAGAUUCGGUGAGGUCCCUGCCUGGGCAUGGGCAGGACUGGCAGUGGGGGGCCAGCAGACCCCUGGACUGACUGCCGUGGCCAUGCCAGCAAGGCAGCGAUGUCCCACGUCCCCCAGGCAUCGCCCAGCUCCAAGUGCUUGGGCUGCAGCCAGGGGCUGCACAGCUGAGCCCUGACCCCAGCCCUCCUGCGCCAGCCUGGAAGGAGGAGGCCAGGGAGGACCUCCUGGUUGGGCUGUGGCCAGCCUGGAAGGAGGAAAAGGCUUCUGGGCCGGGAGACCUAAGGAAUCUCUGGCUCUUCCUGGCCUGGCCAGCUGCCCGCAGGCAGGUGGGAGCUGCUGAGCUCAGCCACGUUCCCCCACGACGUUGUGCGUCAACAGUGCCAGAGCUCCUCUACUGCAACAGGAGCUGGGGCAGAGUGGGCACAGGAGCAGUGCUGGGGACAUGUUCAGAGGGGGACAGGGCAGUCCUGUCCUUGGCUGUGCAGGCAGGGUCUGUCCUAGCAGGGCAAGGAUGGGGUCUGCCAGGUCCCUGCCAGAUGCAGGGAAAGAGGGAUGCAGAGAGGGCUGUGCAGUCCAGGAGUCCUGUGGUCCAUGGGUCCCCUGGCUGUCCCCAGGGGGAACAGGGAGAGCUCUCUACCCACCUACAGCUGGCAAGGGAUGUUCAGUGUGGCUGUGGGACACCACCAGCUCCUCCAGCUCCACCACCUGAGCACCACCAGCAUCCCUCAGUGUCCAUGUUCAUGGUGGGCUGGCACAUGAACGAGACCCCCCAAGCUGCACCCCAACAGCCUCCAGGGUCCCCCACAAGGAUCCCUAUACCCUCCUGAGGAUGGGCAGGGCAGGUCCAGGCUUUGUCCCAUCCCCAGGGAGCAUCAGGCCUUUGCUCUCACUUCGGCAUUUCCGCUGGCAGUGGCAGGAAUGCGGCGACCGCAGGAACAAUGCCAGCACCUUGCACUGGUUACCUCCGUGACAGCACGGGAGCAGCUGCCCAGGCACAGCCCUGCUCCCAAGGAGCCAGCAGGAAGCAGAUGGAGAUGACACUGGCCGCUAUUUCCUGCGGCAGGAUGCACGAGGCUUUCUCCACCACCGCUCCCCUUGCUGGCCCAGCAGGGCCUCGGGCACCACAGGCAUCACUGCUAAGGGCUGCCAAUGCCACGUGCCACUCCAAGGCAGCAGCACCUGCUGCAGCUGGCCAGACCCAGUGCCAUCGCCAUGCCGCUGCGGCAUGUGCCACCACCCACCACGGGAUGGGCACUGCACUGCAGUCAGCACAGCAGAGGUGCACCCACGAGCUCAACCAGCAGCAACCAGUGGCAUGGGACCCUCUGCCACUGUCCCUAGCUGUGUCCAGCUCGCUGCUGGAGUGGCUGGGGGAGAGCCUAGCCCUCAGCUGCACCCAGAGCAAGCCUGGAGCUCCAGGCAGGGCUCCAUGACAGUGCAGAGCUGCGUGAGGGAGGGCAGGCGCACCCCACGCAGCCCCCAGGCUUUGCACAACGGAGGUUUAUUUGGAACUAACAGUUUCCCAAUAAAUUAUGUAAUUUAAAAAUUUUAAGGAAAAGAUAAAGGCAGAAGGGAGGGGAGCCCACAGCAGCUCAGCCAGUGCAUGGGGACUGCAGGGACACAACACCCUGGGCUAAGCCCAGGCACUGGAAGGGGCUCUGUGACCACAACCCCCUCCCCUUGGCUUUGGCCUCCCUCACCUGAAGCCAUGUGGACCCACAGGCCUCUUUAGUGUUUCAGUGGGACAGGCCACUCUUGUACCCUGUCAGCAGGCCCAGGGCUGUCCCCUCAGCCAGCUGUGUGUGGGGCACUGCAGCCCUUGCACUGCAGCCCCCUGCACAGCAACCCAGCUGCUCCUCUGGCCCCCAAGGAGCAUUUCUGUCUCCUUUCAUUCCCCCAAGCCUGCAACCUCUGCUAGCCCCCCAGGACAGAGAGAAUGGACUCCAUCUAGUGGCAUAUGGUCACCCAGCCUGUCCUACUCCACACUGUAAGCUGGGCUAGAGGGACAAUGCUCUCAUCCUGCUCUAGAUGCACAGGACAGCACAGGAGGAGCAGAGGGCAGCUUGUGGCUCUGACCCUGGUUGCUGUGAGCCACCCACCAUCCUGUGUCCUCGGGGGAAGCUGGGGCAGGGAUGGGAAAAGAAAGUGAGGGCAGAAUGGGGGUGCAGGGACAGACCUGUGUGCCAAGGCCCUCUGUCAUGGGAGGGAGGAGAGAAGGGAAA